Molecule: messenger RNA, 540 nt
Organism: Fundulus heteroclitus (mummichog)
Lineage: Eukaryota; Metazoa; Chordata; Actinopteri; Cyprinodontiformes; Fundulidae
Product: sulfiredoxin-1-like
Exons: 2
Coding region: 68-496 (142 amino acids)
Biological process (GO): cellular response to oxidative stress
Cellular component (GO): cytoplasm
Molecular function (GO): sulfiredoxin activity
Source: RefSeq, a predicted model, not a curated record
GAAGGAAAAAGUUCAGGAAGUAGCUCACAGCAGCUGCGCUUGUGUUUCUGUCAGCAGGUUUGGGCAAAUGUUUCGGGUUUUUCGGGGAGGCAACACACAGCUAAGACAUAUUUCUCAGUUUUGUAGGAAUAUGUCUAAAACGCAUAAUGAACGUGGAACAGACAACAGGUCGGUGCAUUCAGACACCAUCGAGGAGGUUCACAACGUGCCGAUGCAGGUGAUCAUCAGACCGUUUCCUCCAGAGCUGGACGAGCAGAAAGUCCAGAGUCUGAUGGAUACCAUUAAGGAGACGGCAGACAUCAGCGUUGUUCCUCCCAUUGAUGUUCUCUGGAUCAAAGGCAGAGAGGGAGGAAAUUACUACUACUCCUUUGGAGGCUGUCACAGGUUUGCUGCCUAUCAGAGGCUCAACAUGCCAACCAUCCCAGCCAAACUCAUCAGAUCAAACAUCUCAGACCUCAGGACUUACUUGGGGGCUUCAACGCCUGACCUGCUCUAAUGCUGUGGGGGGUUUUCUUGUAAUAAUCAGGGGUUUCCAGCUCC